AUGGUGAAGAAAAUUUUUGAGGUGGAUUUCGAAUGCGGAAGCCAUUAUACGGAUGCCACAGGCAGACACAGUCUUUCACCAUUACAAAAAUGUACCGGAGCUAUGCAGGUGUUGGCAUAUGGAACAUCAGCAGAUGCACAUGAUGAAUAUUUGAGAAUGAGUGAAACUGUAACAAAGGAUGCUCUUAUAAAGUUUGUGGAAGGUGUUAUUUCAUGCUUUCGUGAAGAGUGCCUUAGACGCCCCAAUCAAGAUGGUUUAGAACGACUGCUCCAUAUUGGAGAAGAACGUGGAUUUCCAGGUCGAGCACCAAAGGUGAGUUACACUGUGGAUGAUCAAGAAAAUCAUAUGACUUAUUAUCUCACUGAUGACAUAUAUCCUUCAUGGGCUGCCUUUGUCAAGUCAAUAAGUUCUCAACAACUUCAAAAACAUAAGUUGUUUGCUGAACAUCAAAAGGCUGCUAGAAAAGAUGUUGAACGAGCAUUUGAAGUUUUACAAGCUCGUUUUGCAUUUCUUCAUCGCCCUUGUCUUGUGUGA
Lactuca sativa (garden lettuce) is the source of this 534-nucleotide messenger RNA. RefSeq lists its product as uncharacterized. NCBI's taxonomy places the organism in Eukaryota, Viridiplantae, Streptophyta, Magnoliopsida, Asterales, Asteraceae. The record is from RefSeq and is a predicted model, not a curated record.